Papaver somniferum (opium poppy) is the source of this 1344-nucleotide messenger RNA. Its product is annotated as putative F-box protein At4g38870. Gene Ontology annotation, molecular function: protein binding. The record is from RefSeq and is a predicted model, not a curated record. The coding region runs from base 1 to 1344 and encodes 447 amino acids. NCBI's taxonomy places the organism in Eukaryota, Viridiplantae, Streptophyta, Magnoliopsida, Ranunculales, Papaveraceae. The transcript has a single exon.
AUGGAUACUGCUGCAAACCAUGUUAACCUAGAAACAGGUAUGGGAAAUCCGUUCUUUUGUCUCAAAAGAAAACUCAACGAGGAUCACGUUCGUACCGAUCAGAGGAUGAAGGGAAGUGAUGAUGGUUUUAAUCCGUGCGAUAUUGGUGAACAAUUGAUAGUGAGCGAGAUACUUAGCAGAUUACGUGUAAAGCCACUUAUGCGACUCAAGUGCGUAUGUAAGCGUUGGCAAUUCUUGAUUGAACAAGACGAAUACUUAAUUCAUCAACACCUUGCUCGGUCGAAAACACGGCCACGUCUCUUAAUAUCUGGUCAUGACCGCGUAGGUCUAGAGGGUAUUACUAACCAGAUUUUGUUGACAGCUGAGUUAUUGGUUGAAGGAAGAGACCGAGCAAUAUCCGCAGUAUCAGUUGACGCCAUAGUAAUGGAAGAGGAUUGGUCUAAUAAACUAAUAUUGGGACCGGUAAAUGGCAUGAUCGGUUUGCUUGACGAAAUCGAUGCUGAGCUCCGUAUAUUGAAUGUCAGCACCCAAGAAAUAACACAUUCAAUUCAAUCAACACCAUUAAGCAAAUUAAAUGUAGAAAAUUCUAGUAUCGUCUGGUCCAAGAGAUUCCCUGUGAAUUAUGAAUUGGGAUUUUGUCCUGCCACAAAGGUGCACAAAGCGAUUUGUAUAUGGAGCAUAUCAUCUACGGACAAUAUCCCCGUUUCCAAUGUAUUUUGCGAAGUGCUGACUGUAGGAGACAAUAAGUGGAGAAAGAUUGAUGAAGUCCCGCAAUAUGACGUUGGAAUUCGUGGAGCUUCUGUUUAUGUGAAUGGUGUUAUAUACUUCAGAACUGAGAUGCUCAUGAAGGAAACUCAUGAAACAGAUAUUAACGGGCCUAAAUUCAUUGUAGCAUUUGAUGUUGAUACCGAAAAGUUUAGAUCAGUCAUAAUCCCAAGUUCUAUUCUCAACCAGCGACAAAACUGUACUGAUAAUAUUGGUUUAACAGAAUUGGAUGGACGCUUAGCUUUGUUAUUCAGCAUGAAUUCCAACAGUGUCAAGCUAGCAUUAUUAGAUGAUUAUCAUAACUGGACUGAAGUGAUUGUUGAAUUACCUUCUUAUUUGUCGGGUAGCGAGUGGCAGUUGCAGUUUAUACCAGUUUUAGGAACGGAAGAAAUAAUCAUAUGCAAGACUUUGUGGAAUGGAGUUCUGGAUGACGAUUCUCUACAUUGUUUCAAUUGGAAAAACAAGAGUUUCAGGAAGAUAGAAAUUAGUGGAGACAUGCUCUCAAAUUUUCUUGAGCAUUCGAAGGUUAAAUUAUAUGUGGAGAGCCUUUUUCCUGUUAAGCGGCAGAGUAAACCUUAA